This is a messenger RNA of Oncorhynchus kisutch (coho salmon), 6802 nucleotides long. It is a transcript of the gene slitrk3a, whose product is annotated as SLIT and NTRK-like family, member 3a. NCBI's taxonomy places the organism in Eukaryota, Metazoa, Chordata, Actinopteri, Salmoniformes, Salmonidae. The record is from RefSeq and is a predicted model, not a curated record. Gene Ontology annotation, biological process: positive regulation of synapse assembly; axonogenesis. The transcript is spliced from 3 exons. Bases 928 to 3633 code for a protein of 901 amino acids. Gene Ontology annotation, molecular function: protein binding. Gene Ontology annotation, cellular component: GABA-ergic synapse; postsynaptic density membrane.
UUCUUUCUCUGAGCACCGCCGACACCAUCCAGAACCAACGGCAACGUCCCUUCCAUCUUUCCCUCGUUAUUCCCCCUCUCUCGCCAUUCGCUCCCUCUCUCUUCACUUUAAGCUCAUUCCCGUGAUCUCUAAAGAAGAGCCGACGGAGAAAGAGUCUUUGCUGUGAUCCACAGAGGGUUAGCGCAUCGGACAGUGCUGGGAAGUUUAAGCCAAAAGGAGAGUGCAAUUUCGCCUUGCUACACUGUUGAACGUUCGUCGAGAGAAGCAAGCAAGCUGAGGACCUGCAUCAUAAGCAAAGUGGAUUGAAAAAAAAGAGAACAUUGUAUUCCAAUCACGUCUUCAUUUUCUCUCUCUCCUGCCAGAGCGGGAGGAGAGAGAGAGCGAGGGACAGAGAGAGAGAAAGAAAGAGAGAGAGAGCUCAACGGGAAAAUAUCGUAGGAAGAGAGGCAGAGGAGAGAGAGAGAGAGAGAGAGAUUCAACAAUAUUUAAACUAGUGGCUUUUUUUUCCGGAUGCUGUUAAAUUGCAGUGCCAAAGUAAGGUGAGUGGUGCGUGUGUGCAUCUACGUGUGUUUUAAUGCUUAUGUGUGUUGCAUAUAGCUAAGCCUCGGACGUGGAAGGGGAAGGAAAGCACUCGUUGAUAAUGAGAACGGAACAGAGGAAUCUGGGUAUCCUAUCUGAUCAAUGGGAAUUUGUUUACCAUAUCCAACGCUUUCGAGACGAUGUCACGACGAAAGCAACUGCAGUACUCUUGGCAUGCGUUUCAGCAGCUUCUCUUCAUAUCCAUAUAGCCCGUAACGGAAGACCGGGAUAUCUCACCUUCCCCGCCACAAGGGCACCUCACACGCAGGAGAUGUGAAGUCAGAUCCCCUUAAACUGAUGCUGUGAAGUGGCUUGCCAUAGCCGUGACUUCAUCAGGUCUCAGUGAGGAUGCUGUGGGUUACCUUGCUGAGCACCAUAGCCUUAGGAUGGACCACCCCAAUCCCACUGCUGGAGGACUCGGAGGAGAUGGACGAGCCCUGCUUCGAGCCCUGCUACUGCCAAGUCAAAGAGGGCGUCUUUCACGUCCACUGUGACAGCAAAGGGUUUACAAACGUCAGUCAGAUCUCCCAGAUAUGGACGCGGCCCUUCAAACUCAACCUGCAGAGGAACUCCAUGAGGAAGCUGUACUUCAACAGUUUUCUUCACCUCAACAACGCUGUGUCCAUUAAUCUGGGGAAUAAUGCGCUACAGGACAUCCACGCCGGAGCAUUUAACGGAUUGGGAAUUCUGAAACGGCUGUUCCUGCAUGAGAACAAACUAGAGGUUUUCCGUAAUGACACCUUCCUGGGUCUGGAAAGCUUGGAAUACCUGCAGGCAGACUAUAAUGUCAUCAAGAGGAUAGAGAGUGGAGCGUUCAGGCACCUUCACAAACUCAGAGUGCUCAUUCUAAAUGACAAUCUCAUACCAGUCCUGCCCUGCUACCUAUUUAGGUCGGUGUCACUAACACACCUGGACCUGAGGGGAAACCGUUUAAAGACUUUACCAUAUAAGGGCACGUUGGAAUAUGUGGGGCGGAGCCUGAUGGAGAUUCAGCUAGAGGAGAAUCCAUGGAUCUGUGAGUGUGAUAUAGUUCAGCUAAAAACAUGGUUGGAACGCGUUCCCUACACAGCACUGGUAGGAGAGAUCACCUGCGAGUACCCCUUCCACUUGCACGGGAAAGAUUUACGAGAGAUCAAACGCAGUGAGCUCUGUCCGUUACUUUCAGACGUGGAAAUCGAGGUCAAACUGGGAAUCCCCCGGUCUCCAUUUAACAACGAGAACACGUGGCCAACGAAACCUUCCUCCAUGCUGUCUUCGUUCCACAACACGGCGUCGUCUGUGGAGUACAAAGAGAGACAUGUCAAACCCACCAAACGGCCCAGGCCCACCAAAAACUCUCCAACCCCUCGUAGUCUCUACCCCGGCCUGAACCAGCCCCCCAUAGCUGGCUACCAGACCCGCCCCCCCAUCCCCAUCGUCUGCCCCUCUGGGUGUAUGUGCAACCUCCAUAUCAACGACCUGGGGCUAACGGUCAACUGUAAAGAGAAGGGCUUUCAUAAUAUCUCAGAGCUCCUGCCCAGGCCCCUAAAUGCCAAGAAACUUUACCUGAGCGGGAAUCUGAUACAGAAAAUCUACCGGUCUGAUUUCUGGAACUUUUCCAGUUUGGAUUUACUACACUUGGGGAAUAACCGGAUAUCGUACGUCCAGGAAGGGGCGUUUAUCAACCUUCCCAACCUGAAGAGUUUGUAUCUGAAUGGGAACGACAUUGAGAGGCUAACUCCCGGUAUGUUCCGGGGCUUACAGACGUUGAGUUAUCUUUAUUUUGAGUAUAACGUGAUUCGUGAGAUCCAGCCGGCGUCAUUCUCUCUCAUGCCCAGCCUUCAGCUUGUUUUCCUCAAUGACAACCUCCUCCGCACCCUCCCGACCGACGCCUUCGCAGGCACAAGCCUGGCUCGACUCAACCUCCGCAAUAACUACUUCCUGUCCCUGCCCGUGCGUGGUGUUCUAGAACACCUGCAUUCCAUCGUCCAGGUGGACCUUCAUCAGAACCCCUGGGACUGCUCCUGUGACAUCAUCCCCCUCAAAAGCUGGAUGGAGAAGCUGUCCUCUGUCAUCAUGGUUAGUGAUGUCAUCUGUAAGACUCCGGAUUUUGCCUUUGGGAAGGAUCUGAGGUCGCUGGAUGCUGAGAUCAUCUGUCCAGAGAUGAAAUACUCAUCCGGACCCUCCCCAGCUCUCCUCCCCUCUGAUGACAUGACCACCGGUAGCUCUGGUCUGGGGGAGGCUGUGGGGAGGGGGCCGGUGCCUCUAUCAGUCCUCAUCCUCAGUCUUCUCGUUCUGUUCAUCUCAGCGGUUUUCGUGGCCGCGGGCCUCUUCGCCUUUGUCUUGCGGAGACGGAAGAAGCUGCCCUUCCGGAAACGCUCUGAGGUGGAUCUGACGGGAAUCCAGAUGCAGUGCAGGAUAUUCGAGGAUCCGCCGAGACAGACCAGCAGUGGAAGCGUAGGCUCACCAGAAAAGCCCCCCAGCGGACACACACAUACACAUUCACACACUCAUGGUCACGUUGGCCACACACACAGUCACGGUCACGUCUAUGAUUACAUUCCUCACCCUGUGACGCAGAUGUGCAACAACCCCAUUUACAAGCCCCGGGAGGGGGAGAUAGGGGAGCAGUUUGCAGAAACAAAAGAGAACAACAGUAAUUACCGAACCCUCUUAGAGAAGGAGAGGGAAUGGACCCUAGCCAUGUCUAACUCACAGCUCAACACUAUCGUCACGGUAAACCACAAUACAGGGGAUAAAUCAGGAUUUCACGAGAACGGCGGACUGUGUCCCACCGUGAUUGACAGCCAGAGACCCAAGCCGACUGUUGGCUUCGUAGACUGUCUGUAUGGAACGGUCCCGAAACUAAAGGAUAUGCACGUCGCACACGCACACCCACCCGGUAUGCAAUACCCGGACUUACAACAGGACGCACGUCUCAAGGAGACGUUGCUGUUCACAGCGGGUAAAGGCUGCUUCCCUGACCCAUCCCAAAGCGAUUAUCUUGAGUUAAGAGCCAAACUCCAAACAAAGCCGGAUUACCUCGAAGUACUGGAGAAAUCAUAUCGGUUCUAACACAUGGAGAAUAGCAUAGGCUACAUACAAACACACACUCUCACUUUUCCAUAACCCGAACGGAACAAAAUCACGGACAAAAACGAAACAAAAAAGCAGCAUGAUAUUAAAAUUAAAAAGUAUAUUACUAAACGUUUUCCCACCAAAAUCGCUUUGGAGGAAAGGCCAUUCUCAGAUAUUCAAUGAAGUGCCUUUUUUCAGAGUAGCCAGCAAUGUUAUCACCCCUUAUUUUUAUAUGGAACAGAUUGGUCUAUAUACCAAGGAGGGUGAGAGACCAAGAAAGAGAGGCACCGGGAGAAUCACAACAUCCGAAAAUAUACCCCAUCAAAUCGAGCCCUUCAUACGAUCUCAAAAGGUGGAGUGGAGUAACCCCGUGCGCGAGAGGAGCUGGAGCAGGAUUUCUCCGUGUCCGUUGGGCUCAUGUUUCUGUCUCUCUGUCUUUUACGUGGAUAUAUCAACGCCCGGGUUCCGUGCACAUGAAGUUUGUAGGAAAUAAAUAAAAAAUAAAAAUGGAUGAAUUUGCAGUUUGCUGCAUGCACUCGCUCCCAUUGCAGUGGUGAGGGAUUUGCUCAGAACUAUCAGUCACGUGUUAAUAGCGAUACUGUAACACCUUAUGUUUCAGUGUUAUAUUUCAUUUUAUAUAUUAGUAUCAUUAUUAUUAUUGUUAAAGAGGACUACUAUCUAUAUCUGGGUGCAAUUCUCAAGGACGUACUCACCCAAGGAUGAAAAUAACAUUUGUGAAUAUAUUAUAUGAUGACGCUCAAGGUUUUCUGGAAAUUCACGCACUUUCUUAAGAACAAUGCUUCGGAUUAUCUCAUCGACACUACCGGCUUUGUAGGAGGCACUUUUAAUGUUUUCUCUCUCACAAAGAUUUGAAGAAAAUAUCUGCAUAUAUUUAUUCUGUAAUUUCAGUGAACAUUUUAUUGUAAAGGUAAUGUUAAAUAAAUGUAUAGUGAAUAUGCGUCUGGUAUAGCCUUCUUAAUAAAAACUCUGAAAUGAAAUGAAAAGGGUGCUACCACGGAACGUUUGUGAACAACGUAGAGGUAAUGUGUUUGGUAUAGCGCUAUACUGUGCUGUGUCUGUCUGUGCAUUGCAGAAUGAUACAUUGACAUUUCUAGUGGCUUGAUUACAUUAUUAGUUGUGCUGCUGUUGGCAAGGAUAUGUGAAUUCCGCUGCUACUCUGCAAUGGUAACCUACUUAAGGUAGGCUAGAGUCGGGAAGGCGUGCAACUAUGAGUGUAGCUGGUGAUACAAAUGAGAGAAAGAGGGGGAUACGUCAUUUGGAGAUGCAGAAUUGAAAAUGGCCCAAUGAAUGAAUCAAGUUUUGUCCGAAGGGUAAUAUAAAUGCACCAUUGUGUUCCCAUUUUCUUGCUACAGUUUUCAUAUGAAAGUUCAACGAAUUAUCUAGAAAGGCCGCGAGUCUGAACGAGAGACGUACUCUCCAGUGCGCACUUGAUGCUCAUUCGCUGCAGAAUGACAUUACAGAUAUUGUCCACACGAGGGCGACAGAGGGACACUCAGAUUGCCAGUUCAAUAACUGUACUGCUGGUUUGUUAGAAAACUAUUGCCAGACUGUUCUCCUAUCAUUAGACUGCAAUACAUUUAAUCCACUACCAAAUUAAACACUAGGCCUGAACAUUAUUAAAUAUGGUCCGUUAUAUUUUUUCAAAUUGAAAUACAAUAAUCAUCAGAGAGCAUUAUGUUUGCUUGGAAUUAUCAAUGAGUUCAGUAGAAUCUGAGGACUUUAUACUAGUCCCGUGCAGGUAAUAUAAUGGUUAUUGUUAUAUAAAGGAUGUUCUAUAUCCAUCAUGUAUUUUUGAAUGGCCUUAAAUAGGGAGAACACACGUGACAGGGAAAUGGGUUUCAAGCAAUGUCAUUCAACUCAAACCAAUUGAUCAUUUGAAGUUCCAUGUCAUGUAAAGGCCCAGUGCAGUCAAAAACGGAUUUCAAUGUGUUUUAUACAUAUAUUUCCACUCUAUGAGGUUGGAAUAAUACUGUAUAAUUGUGAAUAUUAUAAUAAUGCCCUUUUAGUUUAAGAGCUGUUGUAAAAGAACGCCUGAAAUUUCACCCUUUUCGGGUGGGAUGGAGUUUUGGUCUGCCUGGUGACAUCAUCAGGUGGUAAAUAGACGAAUAAUAAAGAGUGUUCCAAACCUCCCUGACAAUUUAAGCUAUUUUUCUCUGUUCCCCUCCCAUCUCAGACCACUCCCAGACAAGUCUAGCAAAAUUCCUCCUCGAGGACCUUUUUUUCUUUCUUAUUUUUGUUUCUUAUUGACCAUUUUACUUGAAAAUAAUCACAGUAAGGUACUUAAUUGUUACCCAGAAAUGAUUUGAUUUUGAGAUAAAAACGGCUGCAUUGGACCUUUAAGAUGUUACUAGUUGGUUGGGGGCGGAGCCAGAAAAGGAGGUAAUUGAGACAGAUAAGGAGAUGUUGCAUUUUGCAGGAAAGUUGAGUGAUCUUGAAGAGAUAUUAAUGUUGAAAGGAAUGUCAUGUCCAUCUGUAAUUUAGUUUAUUAUUUAUUAGUCAUCAGGAGCACAAAACUACGUAUAUAUGUUUCUAUCAUAGUCACUGUCACCCCAUUUGACUAUCUGUCUCUAACAAACACACACACACACACACACACACACACACACACACACACACACACACACACACACACACACACACACACACACACACACACACACACACACACACACACAUACACACACAUACACACACACACACACACACACACACACACACACACACACACACACACACACACACACACACACACACACACACACACACACACACACACACACACACCAAAUGAGUAUACACAUUGAGCAGGCCUUCAUUAUUAGCACUGUAGCAUCACAUCAGGCGAAGGUCUAUAAGAUUUAGUUUGUCUACCCCACCCCUCCAUCCCCAUUCCUCCUCCCCAACCAGACUGAUUGAGGUCAGCACUUUUCUGCAUGCACUCUGUUUGAUUUAAACAAACCUGAAUGAUUCUAUUUUAAACGAUACGUAAGGUUCCAUAAUGAUCCACCUUGAUAUUUCUGUGAUUCAGUAAGGUGACACGGCCCACUAUUUUCAUUCAUGUUAUUUAGGGCUUAAUUGAUUCUCUGUUUGGUUCCGACCACACAUGCGCUUGUUGAUUAUGUUCUAAUAAAUCCUAUUGUUAUCC